Messenger RNA from Strongylus vulgaris, 338 nucleotides. Lineage: Eukaryota; Metazoa; Nematoda; Chromadorea; Rhabditida; Strongylidae. The record is from the annotation of a GenBank genome assembly.
CAGUAAUCGUAUAGACCAAUAACAUCUGUGCUUUACGAAAAUCGAUAUAUUGAUCUGAUUAUUUAGACGCGCCAAAUCUGAAACCACCUCCAGCACCUGUCGAAUGUGAACCAUCCUCUUCAACCAAACCAGUAGAGAAAAAAGCACCGCCUGUGCCAAAUCGUUCUGGUUCGCGUGUGGAAACAACAUUUGAAUGUACACCGCCAGCAAUGCCGCCGAUACGGCAACCGCCAGCAUAUCAGCAGUUAGUGGAACAGGGGAGGAUACAUCGUAGUCGAUUAGGUAAGGGGUUUUUAUUGAUUGUUAUUGAUUUUUAUGCCGUUAUAUGGGACUACUAG